Molecule: messenger RNA, 3034 nt
Organism: Procambarus clarkii (red swamp crayfish)
Lineage: Eukaryota; Metazoa; Arthropoda; Malacostraca; Decapoda; Cambaridae
Product: protein phosphatase 1 regulatory subunit 12A
Cellular component (GO): cytoplasm
Molecular function (GO): enzyme inhibitor activity; protein binding; myosin phosphatase regulator activity
Source: RefSeq, a predicted model, not a curated record
AGCUAACUUGUCACCAUUCUCCGAGCAAUGGUGGCUAGCUUUGUCUAACAAUUAAAAUUCAGUAACUGAAUUAUUACCAAACUGAACUCAAAUUCAACUACAAAAAUCAGUGCUCAAGAUCACAAUGUUACUGAACUAUCCAAGUCUGGCCUUAUAUUGUGUUCAAGAAAAUACAGUAAUCAAGUUGUUACUGCUGAUUAAGAUCCCAAUGGAGUAAUUAUUCAAUUUGUUAAUUUAAGCAACACUUUCCAACAUCCGUGAAUUUUAAUAAGGAGCAAGAUUUAUAUGCAGUUCAACGGUUAUAAAACUAGCAAUGGUUGAAUAACAAUUCUUGUGCAUUUCAUCAGGUGAUAUAAAGAACCAUAAAAACCACCACCACAAUGGAGCACAGUGAGCUCCUACAGGAGAUGCAGCAGAUUGAAAAGCUGCCAAUAAAUGAACGAGUUAAACUAGCACAAAAGAGAAGGAAGCAACAGUUAAUAGCCUAUGCAAAAUGGACAAAAACCGAUACUUUUAGCAGCAGACCAAGACCCAAGAACAGACGUGGAAUAACUUUUGCUCCCGAAAUACAACUUAUGGACGUUGCAGCAAGGGGAUCAAUAGAUGAAAUGCGUUCUCUUCUAAAAUCAGGAACUGAUCCAAACAUGAUGAACCAUGAUGGACUUACAGCUCUACAUCAGUGUGCUAUUGACGGCUCACUGGAAAUGGUGUCACUUUUAUUAAAACAUGGAGCAAAUGUAAACAUAACAGAUAAUGAUCUUUGGACACCUUUACAUGCAGCUGCCACCUGUGGACACUUCAAAAUUGUCACUACUCUCAUCAAAGCUGGAGCUAACUUAACAGCAGUGAAUGGCGAUGGGGAUAUGCCACAUGAUAUUACUGAAAACGAAAUAUCUCUGCAAUAUAUUGAAAAUGAAAUGAUUAAAAGAGGUAUAACACAAGAUACCAUUGAGGAGAUUCACCAGAAGCCUCACGCUGCCAUGCUCGAAGAUAUUACCAAUAUAGUAGCUGCCGGAGGAGACCUUAAUCAACCAUUAGACCGAGGAGAAACUUUUCUUCAUGUAGCCAUUGCAAAUGGUUUUAAUGAUAUAGUAGAAUUACUAAUAAACAAUGGAGCAUCUCUAACAGCAUGUGAUGAAGAUGGCUGGGAACCCAUACAUGCUGCAGCUUACUGGUGUAAUGAAGCAGCAUUAGACAUGCUCAUGGAAGACAAAAGAGUAAACUUAAGAACUUGCACUACAAGUGGAGUAACACCUUACGAGCUCUGUGAUGAUCCUGAAUUGAAAAUGAAGAUUCUUCACAAAAUAAGUUUAACACCAGACAUGUUUAAGCCCUCUGGUGAAGUCAAUCAUGAUAAUUUUACUCCAGUAUAUGAGGAGGUUGAAAGAAUUAUAGAGCAAGUAGAUGAAGAGCAUAUUCAUUUAGAUUUUGAGAACCCUGAAAUUAACGCCUUUUAUAAUGAUCCCAAUCCCCAAAAGAAAGAAUACCUUUUUAUUCAAAUAAAUGAGGAUUUUGAUCACUUACGACACCCAAGCAUUGAUGACACUCCUCCAUCCCCUCUGACCAAUUUACAAUCAAUAGAACACUCCUCAGAUCGUAGGAAUUCAAUCAAAGAAGCUAAAAUUAAAGCACCAUUAAAAAGAGCAAGUAGUGACAGACUUACUAACAAGGAGAAGCAAAAAAUACAAAGUGAUAUUGAAAGUAAAGAAAUUGGCAACACAAGUUCUUUCAACAACAUCAAGGAGAAUAUACCACCAAAUCUACCUCCACUUAACCUUGACAAUGCAGCUGAAGACAUGAUGCAACACCCUAACUCAGUACCAAAUAAAAUUAAUAACUAUAGCAAUAAUAAUGUUGAGUAUAAAGGAAUUAUCACUUCAAACACUGUAGUUACACCUCAAGCAAGCAGUGCAACAGAAAGUUCACAACUAGAACAAGUUCACUUAAAGUCAAAGAAGAAAAUGCAUGCUCCUCCAAUACCAAAAGUUUCAUUGCUGGAGCUAAAGAGACAACGUCAAGAAACUCGAGAACUGCAAGUAAGAACGCUGCGAGAGAACAACCAAGUUACAGAGAAACAACCUAUGUUCUAUGCCCCACCUUCAGUAUUCCAACCCCCUCCCAGUCCCACAGUGAUUCGUUACAAAUACAAAAUGGUUCUUAUUGAUGAUGAUAAUGAUGAUACUGAAACAGGUUUCAUCAAGAAGACAAAAUGCACUAUCAUGUGAAACAAAAAUACUGUGCACCAAAGAAGAAAUAUUCAUUAUAUUAUAAUUGAAGUCAAGAUUUGUGUGUACUGUAUAUACAUCUCCAAAUUCAUAUUAAAGUCACUUAGAAAUGUGUUACCAUAUUUGCUAGGAUUUUUAUCUCGCCUACAACGAGGAAUAUUUGCUCAAACUAAUACACCGAAUACAAUAUAUUACAUUUCAUUUAAAUGAUCAUAAUCGGUUCUAACUUUUUUUUUUAAGUUGUAAUUAUUUUUAAUUCUAUCUUCACACAGUAAAUUACUCGUCAAUUGUUAAUGCAUAAUUAUUUUAUUUAUUCAUCCUCGAUAUAAGAUACUAUAUUAGUUAUUUAUAACAGUGCAUAAUAAUAUUAGUGCUUGAUACUCAUUAAUCUUAUUACCAUUUACAAAUUAUUAUACAAAUAAAAAAAUUCAACAUUAGAAUAUUUGUACAUAUUCUGUACGCAUCCUACACAAUACAGUAUUUAUAUUAUUGUAUGUCUGUGAAUAGUGAUUGUUGAUAUACAGUAGUAUUAAAACUAAAUAUUUGGUGAAGAAAAAGCUGCAGCAAAGUAUGACGAACUGCAGUAUGCUGUAUACAGUAUAUAUCUGACCGGCCUGUAAAUAAUGUUAUAAACCGACAACUGAUAUACUUUUUCAUUGUAAUAAGUAAAAAGUAUAGUCUAGUUUAGCUUCCAUGAAAAUAACUUAAAACAUUACUGUACUACUUUUCAAAUUACAGUACAGUACUGCUAUACUGUAUAUAUUUUACAUAUGCAUGAUUAUGUGGGAAAAUAAAAUACUAAAUAUUUA